AUGCGCUUCGAUUCAUUAGCCAACGGCACUGCUUUCCUGAUUAAUGCCUUGCCACAAUCUGUCACCAAUGGAGCCACCGAGCUUGGAACUUUGGGAGCACCUACGCUUCCCAAAUUUCUUCCUGGACCAAUGUUAAAAGGGGGCUCUCCAUGGAGAGACCGUACAGUGUGGAACACCAACCCGUCAGACUUCCCAGACACAGGUUUUACUCGACCUCAUAAAUGGGAGAUUUCAGUAGGAACGGUUGCCCCUGACGGAGUUGUGAUGAACAACACUCUGUCGAUUAAUGGAGCAUAUCCCGGGCCGCUCCUGGAGGCCAAUUGGGGGGACUGGAUCGAAGUGGAAAUCACAAAUAAUCUCUGCUGCGAGGGAACUUCGCUGCACUGGCAUGGUCUUCUCCAGAGAGAAACUCCGUGGAUGGAUGGCGUGCCUGGGGUUACACAAUGCCCCAUCGCCCCAAACUCGACAUUCACCUACCGAUUCCGAGCCGAUUCUUACGGCACAUCUUGGUGGCAUUCUCACUACAGUGCACAGUACGUCGCCGCUGCUCAAGGUCCCAUGAUCAUCUACGUACCGACAAACUACGACUAUGACAUCGACUUGGGGCCAGUAAUGCUGAGCGACUGGUUUCAUCUGGAUUAUUGGGCAAUGGUCGAAAUCACGAUGUUGCCGAAUGGGUUCGGAUCUGCAGGCUUCUUCUCUGCGGAGAGCAUUUUGAUCAACGGAAAGAUGAACUAUGACUGUAGCCUCACCAACUUGACUUGUACACCCGAUGCUGGCGUGUCCAAAUUCCGCUUUGAGUCAGGAAAGAAACACAGACUGCGACUCAUCAACAGUGGAUCCGAGCCCAUCCAGAAAUUCAGCAUCGACGGUCAUACACUGACAGUCAUCGCCGUCGAUUUUGUUCCCAUCGUUCCUUACGCGACCAAUGUUGUCACACUAGUCGUUGGCCAGCGCACAGACGUCGUCGUAGAAGCCACUGGCAAAGCAAGUGAAAGUUACUGGAUGAGAUCCGAGACAACCCCAUUCUGCUCUGACGUCGGGCUCGACAACCUCACGGGUCUAGCAGCCGUCUACUACGAAGGAGCGUCAACCACGACGCUUCCUCUCACCAAUUCGAGCACAACAGGCGAGCAACUCAUGUUCUGCGACAACGAUGACAUAAGCUUAUCUGUGCCCGAAUUUGCUAUGCCCGUCCCGGAACCCUCAGUGACGAUUGAAGUGCACUGUGUCCUAUGGAACAAUGGCACCCACAACGUGUGGUACAUGAACAAUAUCUCGUACCUCGAUGACUAUAACGAUCCCGAUCUCCUUCGAGCAAAACUUGGGAAUCUGUCUUUCCCCGAAGUAGAGAAUGUGUAUAACUUUGGCUCUAACACCAGCGUUCGCAUGGUCGUUUACAACCACAUGGCAUUGGCCUCUCACCCCAUGCACAUCCACGGACACAACUUCUAUAUUCUAGACUCGGGUGUCGGGAACUGGACCGACAAUAGCACUGUUAUCAACCCAUCCAACCCCAUGCGUAGGGACACGCCAAAUGUACAAAAAGCAGUUGCUAAUGCUGGGACGGCGAAAGAGUCGGACUAUCAGGGAGACCCGAGUUAUGUGGUUGUGCAGUUCGAUAUGGAUAAUCCGGGUGUAUGGCCGUUUCAUUGUCACAUUGCGUGGCAUGUUUCUGAUGGUUUCGUAAUGGUAAUUCUUGAGCGACCUGAUGAUAUUGAAAAGGAAAUGCAAAUUCCAGGUAUCAUGGCGCAGACGUGUCGAGAUUGGGCCUCUUGGACAGUGGAUCAUGUUGUGGAUCAGAUUGACUCAGGCUUGUAGGCUUGCUCUGAAAAUUGGUGUUAUGCUCAAGUUUAAUCGUGUAGUGUACUCAAGCUGUUUAAGCUGUAUUGUUCUUGAUCCAUAGUCGGUAUUCAGCUCCUAAAUGGAGAUUUAUUGACAUUCAUUUAUGCCUCGC
This is a messenger RNA of Cadophora gregata, 1957 nucleotides long. RefSeq lists its product as uncharacterized. Gene Ontology annotation, molecular function: copper ion binding; oxidoreductase activity. The coding region runs from base 1 to 1821 and encodes 606 amino acids. The transcript is spliced from 4 exons. Lineage: Eukaryota; Fungi; Ascomycota; Leotiomycetes; Helotiales; Ploettnerulaceae. The record is from RefSeq and is a predicted model, not a curated record.